Messenger RNA from Polyodon spathula (Mississippi paddlefish), 6089 nucleotides. Its product is annotated as golgin subfamily A member 2-like. Gene Ontology annotation, molecular function: protein binding. Lineage: Eukaryota; Metazoa; Chordata; Actinopteri; Acipenseriformes; Polyodontidae. The coding region runs from base 59 to 3235 and encodes 1058 amino acids. The transcript has 29 exons. The record is from RefSeq and is a predicted model, not a curated record. Gene Ontology annotation, cellular component: cis-Golgi network; Golgi cis cisterna; Golgi apparatus. Gene Ontology annotation, biological process: Golgi organization.
CUCUGCAGAUCUCUUAUUGAUGACGUGUUCCGUUCGUUUACGUCCAGGUUGAUACAGAAUGGCUGACGAAAACAGGCAAAUCAAACUAGCAGCUGCAAAGAAAAAGCUGAAGGAGUAUCAGCAGAAAACCACCCCAAUAUCAAAUGCUGGGACCAAGAAAAAGAGGAAGGUGCGAGACGGGAGCCGUCCAGACACCCCCUCCAAUGACAGACACUCUCCUGACAACAUUCAGAACAUUCUGAAGGUGUUGGUGUCUGAUCUUUGUCUCUCUAAUGGGGUAACACUACCUCCAUUGGGUGAAGGCCAGGCCUACACUGAUGGUGAAGUGGGCAGCCCGCCCAGCGGACAGCUGGCUGAGGACACGCCUGGCGUGUUGAUUCACUCCUCCAUUGUGUCUAACAGCAGCACUAGUGCUACUAACUUUGAGUGUGUAACCUCGUCGCUUCACUGUGAACCCACCUUGCAGAACCCCAGUGCAUACUGCAAUGAAAACUCACAGGAUGAAAGCAGGCCUCCUGUCUCGUCCACGGAAAGCCUGCGGCAGCUCUCCCAGCAGCUGAACGGCCUGCUCUCCGAGUCCUCUUCAUCCUAUGUCAACGGGGAUAGUGCAAUAACAACUGCCAAUGAAAAGGAGCUGGAGACACGAAACCAGGAGCUGGCAGCUGCCCUAGACUCCAGCAAUCUAACAAACACACAGCUCAGUACAAAGAUAAAUGAACUGAAGCAGCAAUCCCAGGAACUCGCAGACCAAAUGCAGAAGGCACAUAAGGAAUUUGAACAGAAGCUCUUAAAAGAGCAGGGAGCUAUGCGUGAGCAGCUACAGGUUCAUAUCCAGACGAUUGGAAUCCUGGUGUCUGAGAAAUCAGAGCUACAAACAGCACUUUCCCACACACAGCAGGCUGCAAGGCAGAAAGCAGUGGAGGCAGAGGAACUUGGCAACAGGCUUCAGUCGACCAGACAACGAAUGGGAGAGCUGGAAAGAACCCUGUCCUCUGUGUCCACGCAGCAGAAACAGUUUGAAAAGCAUAAUAAAGAACUGGAAAGGGAACGGGACAGCCUUAAGCUUGAAGUUUACAGAUUGAGUAAAGCAAGCGAGGAGGUUAAACAGGAGAGCUCAGAGCUGUCAGAGCAGCUGCGAUUGAGAGUGAGUGAGAACUCUGCCAUGAAACUGGACGUUGAGGACUUGCGCAAGAAGCUGGAGAUGGCCGAUCUCAUGAUCCAGCAGUUCUCCAACCAGUCAGGACCUCCAGAUGCCAACCAUCAACUUCAUAUGGUGAUGGAGGAGAAGCUGCAGCUUGAGGCACAGCUGGGACAGGUGAUUGAAUCCAUACAGCAGCUUAAAGCAGAGAGAGAUCAGUAUGCAGCACAGCUAAAAGAGGAGGGUAACACCUGGAAGGAGAGGGUGGAACAGCUGGUUGGUCAGGUGAACAUACUUUCAGAGGAGAGGGAGAAGAGCCUGGUCAAGACCCAAGAGCUAGAAGCUUUAGUUACAGAGUUGCAGAACACCCCCGCCCAGGUAUCCCAAGAGAGUGUGCCCCAGGCUGCCCCUCAACCUGAGGGACCUACUGAGAGUGAGGCUGCUCUGCAGGAGGCUGUGAACUCACUGCAACAGGAGAAGGAAGCCCUCGGCAACCAACUCCAUGCCCAGGUACGAGACAACGAGCAGCUGAGCCGACUGUGUCAGGAGAAGGAGGAGCGCAUGCUGGAGCUGGAAUGCAUGGUUCAGCGCUUCAAUGACAGCUCAGUGGACCAUCAGCGGAUCCUGGAGGACAUGCAGAGCGACAAGGCCACCAUCAGUCGGGCCCUGGCACAGAACAGAGAGCUCAAAGAGCAGCUAGCGGAGUUGCAAAAUGGAUUUGUCAAACUGACCAAUGAGAACAUGGAGCUGGCCAGUGGGCUGCAGUCAGAGCAGCAUGUGAAGAAGGAAAUAGCCAAGAAGAUGGGGCAGCUGCAGGAGGAUCUACAUCAAGUAAAGGAACAGAUGGAAGUCAAAGUGCAGGAGGCCACAACUCUCCUGGAGCAGAGGGAUCAGUACUUCACACACCUGCAGCAGUACACAGCCGCAUACCAGCAGCUGGUGGUUGAGAGAGAGGAAUUGCACAAACAGUACCUGCUUCAGACACAGCUGAUGGACCGGCUGCAGCAUGAAGAGGUCCAGGGCAAGGUGCAGCUGCAGGUCACCCAGAAAGAGCUGAAUCAGGCCAAGGAGAACCUGAGCCAACUGUUCAAAGAGAAUGAGGAAUUGAAAGCAGAGGUCCAAGAAUUACAUACAAAUACAGGGCUCAGCACAUUGCCAAGAGAUCAAGGUGACGGUGUUGAGAGUAAAGCUUUACCUGAAGGAUUUGAGAAAAUGCCUAUUGCAAUCCCCGAAGACUUCGAGAGCAAAGAAGAAAUGGCUGCCUUCCUGAAGUCUGCCCUGUCUCUGCUGGAGAAUGAGAGAGAUGAGAUAAGCCAGCAGUAUGGGGAGCUGAAAAGGCAGCACCAGGCUGUCAUCCAGCAGAUGACAUCGCUAAGGAGCGAGCAUCAGCAUCACACUAUAGCGGCUGCAGGCUCAGGUGGGGAUGGAGUUCCAGUGGAGGUACAUGAAGCACUGAGAGCAGCAAUGGAAAAACUGCAGUCUCGAUUCACAGCGCUGAUGCAGGAGAAGGUAGACCUGAAGGAGAGAGUGGAGCAGCUAGAGCAUCGCUGUAUACAGCUUUCAGGAGAAACAGACACAAUAGGGGAGUACAUCGCCCUGUAUCAGAAUCAGAGAGCCAUCAUGAAGCAGAGGAACACCGAGAAGGAGGAGUAUAUCAGUAUGCUGGCCAAGGACAAAGAAGAGAUGAAGGUGAAGCUUGGGGAGUUACAAGAUCUGGUGAUGCGGUUGGUUGGAGAGAGGAAUGAAUGGUACAGCAAAUAUGUCAGUUCAGUACAGAACCCUGAUGUGAUUGCCAGCAACAUAGAGCCCAGUGUCCCUGCUGAGAGGCGCAUCGAGUUAAAUGCCACUGACGGAGAAGAAAUGGCAGAAGUAAGUUUGUCAGAUGAGGUGGCUGGAGGCAAGUCAGAGCAGAGUUCAGCCCCCCAGGAGGGGAAGCCCGGACACCAGGAAGACAGGACCACCCGUCAGAUCAUGCAGCUGCUGCAGGAGAUCCAGAACCCUCAGGCCCGGGCCAGUUCCAUCUUCGGGGAGAACCCCUGCAUCCCCUUCUUCUACCGGGCCGAUGACAAUGACGAGGUUAAAAUCAGGAUCGUCUGAGCUGAAAACGGUCUGCAGUUUGCAUAGCAGUGUAGGAACCCAACAAACUCUAAAAAUAACAACAAAUCUGAAUCCUUUCUGACUGUUUCAUAACUUGGGCGGUUUUGUUGUUUUAAACCAAUAAAUUAUACAAUUUUCCGAUUUCUGCCAUUAAAGUUUUAGCUCUGUACCAUCAGUUUAAAAGAAGCAUGAAGAAAAGGCAAAAAUUGCAGCUAUUCCCAGCUAGAUAAUAAAACCGAUUUAAAAUGUUUUUAUGUGCAGCGUUCUACAUUCUUCAGGAGACAUAAAAUAGAAUGAAUAAGUUAUCAAAUUGUGCACAAUGGCAGUAUGAAAAGCAGUGUUCUCAGAAAAUGACCCCAAAACACUGCUAAGGCUUCCAUGUUUUACUAUAUUUUCUCUGCAGCUUGAUAUUGGUGAAUUGCAAAGUCAUGAACCCUCUGUUGUAUUCAAGCACUAUGUAUUUGGACUAGGAAAUUAAUAUCACUGCAAACUACAGCUGGUCGACAUUAGUCUCAGAAUAGGAACCAUAAACACUGACUUAUGACCACUGUCAAUUUCUGCCUGUUGACAGGAUAGUUUGUUCAGAAUUUAGAAUUAUAUCUUGCACAUUUAAAAAAAAAAAAACAAAAAAAAAAAAAAAAAAAAAACAUGCUGAUUACUGCAACUUAAUCAUAAAUUACUGGGACCUGAAAUAGCAAAAUAACUAAGAUUGUCCUGCACGUAAUUCUGCAGGUUACUUCGGGGUUCCUUGCUUGCAGACAAAUUGCCUUGUGUUAUUAGGAAAUAAGAAAUGCACUUUGUACUAGUGAAGAGGUCCACCAUAAAUAGUUUGUGUUUGAAAGAUUUAUUUAAAGGAUUGUUGAAUAAAAUGAGAGGGGUAUAGCAAGAAUAUUUCCUUUUUUGUUUUUUGUGUUUAAAAAAAAAAAAAAAAAAAAAAAAAAAAAAAUCUAGGGUAACAAACAUGAAAUCUUUUAAAUUGUAAUAAGUUUUGAUGGGGUAGGGUGCAUAAACUCUGAACUUGGGUGAGAAGGAAUGAUGACACUACCGGUCAGAGGUUGCUGGUGACAAUGAAGAUUCCAUUUUGAACAAUGAGGAGACUAUGGGCUUUGCUUUUGUCUUAUUCAUUGAUGUAAUGAAUUAUGAACUCUAUUGAAGAAAUUUGAGUGUUAAUAUGGCAUUUAAAGAUGGGAUUACCAAGACGUUAAUACUCAAAUUUGUAUGAUUUAUGAGCAGAAUCAAUUGUCGAUGGUCUUACACUGGUCACUGGUCAAGGCAGUCCUAAAAGAGGUACAGCAUUUUAUUUAAAAGCCUUCAUUGUCUCUACUGUUUUAAAUACUACAUUUAUUUAAAAGUAUUAUCACAUUUUUUGUACCCCUUUUAAAAAUACGUGCUAUGUGGAUAUCUAAAUUGUUUAAACUUUAGAAUUCAUGAUUUCAGUAGUGUUUGAGAAAAGUCUGAAAAAUUAUGCAAGUGUAGUGAAAAAGAAAAUGUAACUUCUGUUCUGAUAAUGCAGAUCUUGUCAGGUGUUGGGUAAGAUUUAAUUUACCCAGUACUUGACUUCAACAGCAGACGAUGAAGAGAGUAACAGAUAAUGAGGGUUGGCGUAGCACUCAGUGCUGCUUUACCGUGUACUUUUUGUGAAGAUUGGCACUGGGAUUAGAUGAAACAUUUUUUCUUUCAUGGGGAAAAGACUGAAAUAUUUGUAUUUCGGUUACUGAAGGUAUGUUAGAAGUAAUGAUCACGGUGUAAGGAAAUAAUGGAUGUUGUGGUUUUUUUUUGGUUUCUUCACGAGUCCAAAGAGCACUGGAACUGAAGAUUCUUACAGGCAUGUGAUAAGUAGCUGUAAAUGUUUUGUGUUUUUAUGCAGAAGACUAAUCUGCAUUUUUCCUAUAAUGGACAGUCUCACUUUGCUCAUGCUCCUUUUUGGGGUCAUUUGUAGAAUGCCAUGGGAAAGCUGAAGACCUUGAUAAAUAACCCAAUUGUAGGCUGUGUUGUUAUCUGUUUAGCCUGUGAUUAUUUGGAGUCAUUCUUACAAACUGUGUUUCCAUUGACUAGCCAUUGCCUAUAAUUACCCUAAUUUACAUUUCUGUUGUUUCAUAGCCUUUUUAGUGUCUUGUGUUGGGCUAUCUUUAUUUUAUAGACUCUCAGUUGCUCCAAACACGACUGCAUUUUGCUGUCUAAAAAUAGAGGCUUAGCUGAUACGAACUAUGGGUUCUCCAGCCUCUGAUCUUAGGGUGCGAUUAAGGAAAUUAGUUUAAACUUUGUUUCCACAAGGCGCCCAAUAUUCCUGUAAUGCUCCCAACUGCAAUUAAUCUUUUAGUGUCUGAAAAGAUUUAAGGUGCCAUCGCAAAAUUCCAAUGGACUAAAUUGUUUGAGGGUCUUAUUUUUAUUUUUGGAAGAUUUAAGACCUUGGUUCCAAAACUAUUAUGAACUUUCUGGCUGUUUUAUAUACAUGUGUGUAAGAAGUGAUGCAACUGGAUCCUGGCCCUAGUUCUGUUAUUAAAAUAAUUAAGGGGAAGGAUGUCUUCUGUAAAAGAAUUCUGUAAAUACUGUAUCUGUGUAACAUAUUGUAUAUUCAUUGAGUAGUAGUAGAAAAAAAAAAAAAAAAGGUUUGCAUCCUUUUCGGCUGCUAUGGCAUUACUUACCUGUAAAUCUAAUGAGAGGUGGGUGGGGAUGUGAUUUAAUAUUGAGGGUUACUCAUAUUUAUUUGCAAUAAAUAUACGCAUCAGUUUUAAGAGAAUGUGAAGACAAAUGCAAUAAUAUGGAAAAAGCAAUUGUCUGCUAUAUUCCUGAAGUGAUUAAUCCUGUUUAGAGUUCCUUUUCUGAAUAAAACUGAUCCAGCAAAUCUGUUAAA